UGUUAAAGAGAAAACUUGUGUCGUUCAGUGUCGUGACUUUUUACGCUUAUAUUUGCAAUAAUAAUUGUUAAACAAUUAUAAAUUGUUAAUAAAUCGAUUAAUUAAAUUAUUCUGAACAAAUUGUGAUAUAAAUCAUUGCGAACUUUUGUGAAUUUUGUCCAAAAUUAAUGGACAUGUCAGAGCUCUUGGAGCUGACAAAGGCAGCUAUUAAUUUGUUAAAUAAUGGACAAAUAACAUAUUGUGCUAUAAAUUGUUGCUGACUUUUGUGAAAUUUGACAAAAAUAAAUGGACAUGUCAAUGGUGUUGAAGCUGACAAAGGAAAAUCUUUAUUUGGCAAAUAAUGGACAAAUGGUGACAUUAAUUGUGGCUAAAACAUCUUAUGUGCCAAUGUCAUUUAUUCAAUACAAUUGCUGUAACUGGGAGUAAAUAAAUGACGAAAGUGCUUUUUCAAUGAAGCCAAAAAUCAUUUUGGAGUAAAUGUCACAGAUAAAAUGAGCAUCGUCACCAUCAACAUGAUAUUUGAUGAUAUUAUGCUUCAAUAAUAACGAUCCAUGAUAAUGAAAAAUCAUCUCUCAGUUGUCUCCGUCUUUAGGUUUAAUUGAUUUUAUAAAAUAUGAAGUGUCAAUGAAUGCCCUAACAACUCAUAAAUUGUCUAACAAAAUUUUAUAAGCAAAGUUUAUCUAUCUUGAACUAAAAUAAUCAAUAGCAUUACACGAUGUUGUUAAUUUUAUGGUGCUUUGAUGUGCUCUAAUGUACCACGUGCUAUUGCAUCUGUGACAGUCAAAAGUGUUUUGGUAAGCUUGUGUUGGUACUUGUUGCUUACCAAUGUCCAAUAUACAUGAGAGCGUUGGUGCAUCAAGAACAAGCCGCCUCUGUCGAAGUGAAUGUUGAAAAUAUUCUCAGAGUGCAACAUGCUAUCGUUAGUUGAAAGGGAUUUCUUUUGAAAAUUGAUAAAACAUUUUCAAAUAAUAACAAUAAUCAAUUUAAAAAUAUGAUAAGUAUUUUAUGAACGAUACAAGUUAACAUUAUAGAUUUUUCCUGUUACAAGCGGUGUAAAAGCAAUGUCCAAAGCAAGUGAUAGUGGCAAACAAUCGAGAAAUAUAACAAGUACUUUAUAAACUAUGUAAGUUAAUAUACUGGAUUUUUUCCUGUUACAAGUGGUGUAAAAGUACUGUCCAAAGCUAUCUAUAGUAAUGGUGAAAAGAGCUUUGAAAAAAAAAUGUUAUCAAAAGUGGUGAUGAUUGUUUUGUGAUUGUGAAGUGCUUGUGAUCAUUGAACCUGUUGCUGAUCAUCGAGAAUCAUCAUGAACCACUUCAUGGCCUUGGAGUAUAUUGAUGAGCAGCGUUGGAAUAUAAACAUCCACUAAAAAAUCAACAGAUAUAAAAUCAACUUGCUAAAUUUACAAAGGACUACAAAAUAUUCUAAAGAUGAAAACAAGUCAACAACACAGUGAUACUGAUUAUUUAAUAAAUAGAAUCGAUUUGUUAACAAGAAGAAAUAUACAAUGAGCACGUACGUUAUUAUUUAUUAUGAUGAUGUAUCUCAGGACUCAAGUAAACUAAAACACAGCUGAGUAAAUUGAAGCUUAAUCAUCAGUGGAUCCAAGAUGACAUGAAUCAAGAGAUGACGCCAUGGCUGAUGGCAAUAUGUUGCCUGAUGAUGGCAGAUUGCAUGAACGUGACAGAUCAAGAAACUUCGGAGAGUCAACAUGAUCAAGUUGCGAUAUUAAAACAAAUUAGAAAAGUUAAUGAUGAUGGAAGCUACACAUUUGGCUAUGAAGCUGGAGAUGGAUCAUUCAAAGUUGAAACUCGCGAUGUACUUGGUAAUGUCAAAGGUACAUUUGGUUUUGUUGAUGCAAAUGGCGAAAUAAAACGGGUCACCUAUACUUCAUCAAAUGGAACGGGAUUUAAAGCAACAACACUCUCACCAUUACAGGAACAGGCAUCAGUUGUCCAGAGUAUACCACGUACAAAUAGAAGUACAACAAAAAAACCAACAAUUUUAUAUGCAACAUCAACAUCAACUGAAUCAUCAUCAUCAACAACAAUUGGUCCAAAAUCAAAUGUUGUACAGACAAUACCAAGAAUACGUAAAACAUCAACAACAUCAACAACAUCAUCAACGACAUCAACAACAACAACAACUGAAUCACCAAAACCAAUAUUUGGACAUUAUCUUAAAACAUCAAAAAAUCGUCCAAAAUUUUUCAUCAAUAAUCAACAAAAAAUAAUUACAGGAAGUUCAUCAUCAGAAGAAGAAAUAAUUAAUGAAGAUUCACAAUUAACAAGACCAAGUACUGAUGAAAAAAUUAAUUUACGUAAAAUUAUAUUUCCAAAAAGACCAAUUGAUCAAAGUCUUCGUCCAAUAACUGAAGAAUUUGAAGAAAAAGAAGAAGAGGAAGAAUUAAAAGCAACAACAGGUAAUGCAUUGAGACGUCAACUUCAUGAAGAUACAACAAAAAAUGAUAAUCAUGAAAUUAAUAAUGAUGAACAUUCAGAUGUAUAUGGAGGUGCAUUAUCAACAGCUCGUCCAUUAUUUACAACAAGUAGUUCACCAAAAAUAAUUCAACGUAUACGUUCUGAACGACCAAAAAUGCUUUAUCAAAUGUCAUCAUCUGUACCGGAUAAUAUUGGUCCAGCUCGUUUUGAUAAUACAAAAUAUGAGGCUGAAACAAAAACACCAGAAGAACGUGAAACAACACAACCAAUUGUUUAUCAAACUGUACCAUCAAGAUUGAAUGAUCGUGAUUAUGCUCGUCAAACAACAGAACAACCAGUAUAUGUUCGUCGAGAGCCAGAACAACAACUUCUUCGAGAUUUAUCAUCAGGUGUUGUUGUACAACCAACAAAUAUAGAUGAUGAAUAUCGAGCAGCACCAGUUGGUAGAUAUGUUUAUAGACCACAACCUCGCCCACCGGUAUAUCCAACAAGUGGUGAUUCAGGCAAUGUUCAGUAUUUAUCAGAAAAUCCAGCUGAGGAACCAGUUGAACCUUCUCCACCACGAGGUGUUCCACAGGCAUAUAUACGUCAAAGACCAUACGCACGACCAUACAAUGAACCUGAUCCAAGAUCUAGACCUGUAUUACGACCAAUUGGACCAAUGGAUGAACGUGAAUAUCCAGAGUAUUAUAGAAAUAUUGCUUUACCACCAGAAGCACCAAAUCCAAUUGCACCACCACUUAGUAGACGAGAUUUUCAAAUGCUUUUAAGACGUUUAUUAAUUACUCAAUAUGGCUUACAAGCUUUGGCUCAUCCAAGAAGUUAUCUUGAAGAUGCACUUUAUGAUGAACAACCAUAUACAAAUUAUCAAACAUCUGCAGUUAGACCAAAUGUUUUAGCAUAUGAGGGUGGAUUAAGAUACAAUGAUCGUACAAUACGUCCAAUUUUAUCGAGAAUUCCAAUUGGUAAUAUUGAUCCUGCUAUGUAUUCACAAAGAUAUUCAGAUGAUUAUCAAGAUCCAAGAUAUAUGAAAAGAGUUUAUCGACAAAAACUUUAUACACAAGAUAUGAAUGAAGAGACUGAGGGUGAUGGUGAUGAAAUUUUACCACCACCAAUACGUGAAGCACUAUUAUUGAGAAUGUUACAAUUGGCUAUUUCUACUGAUCGACCAUCAAUGAAUGCAAUUAAUCACAUACGAACAACAACAAUACCGACAUACAGAAAAUCACCAGUUAGAAAUGUACAAAUUAUUUCUGAUGAACAAGAUAAAGAAACAAUUAAAAAAUUAUAAAUAAAUGAUAUAUAAAUAUAAUAAGUUUUUAAUAAUUAAAAUUGGUUUUUUUCUUUAGCAAUUUUUAACUUUUUUUAAAAUUGAAAAAUAAUUAAUACUCAAAAAAAAAAAAAAAA
Messenger RNA from Aphidius gifuensis, 3845 nucleotides. RefSeq lists its product as uncharacterized. Gene Ontology annotation, cellular component: chitin-based extracellular matrix. Gene Ontology annotation, molecular function: structural constituent of chitin-based larval cuticle. The record is from RefSeq and is a predicted model, not a curated record. The coding region runs from base 1612 to 3729 and encodes 705 amino acids. The transcript is spliced from 7 exons. Lineage: Eukaryota; Metazoa; Arthropoda; Insecta; Hymenoptera; Braconidae.